GGAAUUUCUCUGUGUGAAACUACAAUGUCAUCGCAUAAAUAUAGUCUGACGGAGCUCAAAAACUUGCAAGAAGAUGAUGAGUUGGAUUUAUCGGCAAGCGGAAUUCAAGAAUUCCCCAAUGCAAUCGUCCAACUGCCACGGUUGACGAAAUUGGAUCUGAGCUCAAAUGCAAUCACUUUCUUGCCGGAAUCUUUCUGCAAGAUGACUAAGCUUAUUCGGUUAGACUUCGGAAGUUGCCAGCUUCAUCAUCUCCCUGAUGGAAUCGGGCUCUUGACAAGCUUGCAGCACUUGAACCUUUAUAACAAUCAAAUAGAGGACUUGCCGCUCUCGUUCGCCAACUUAAAAUCCUUGAAGUGGCUGGAUUUGAAGAAAAAUCCGCUCAACUCGAAGCUCGCCGCCAUCGCAGGAAACUGUGGGACUGAUGCCGAGUGUAAGCAGGCUGCCAAGCAAGUCGUCGACGUUUAUAUGGGCGAGCAGAAGAAGGCCAUCGAUAGCCUGAAAGCCCAGGAAGCUAAGCAUAAGGCCAAGGUGCAGAAGGCCCAGGAAGAGGAGAGAAUGAAGAAGAAUCAGGAGAAAAAGGAGAAGGCGGCGGCUAAAAAGGAGAAAGACGCCAAGCAGCAGCGCGAAACUGUCAACGCCGCUUCUCACAAGAACAACCACUCCCAGCAGCCAAAAUCGCAGAAGAAGGAGCCGCAUCCGAAGAAGAAUGAGCAGAAGAAGACGGAGCAGCCACGUGGAUUCUUCAGAAAAUUGUUCGGAUUCGUCUGGUCAUGCGUCUUCUACCUGACAAUCGUCGUCGCAACAUCGAGCACCGUUGCAAUCGCGCUCGACUGCAAGGGCCUCGGAUCACCGAUUCCUGGAACUGCUCCACUGUGCAAGGAUCUUACAUUGAUGGCGACUGGAAACAAACCAUCUGCCGCAUUUGUUAAGAACACCAGAGCCGCCUACGGAUCAGUCUUGCAAGGAUAUCACAACCAAGUCAAGCCACACGUUGCUCCAGUUCAAGCCGCUGUCAGCAAAAAAUGGAAGCAGUUUGCCAAGUCUGAUGUUGGAGGAAAAGUCGAAAAGAUUGCUAUGAAUAUUCACGCUUGGAUUGUGGAUAAAUGGGUCAAAAUUCAGAGAUUCGUUCAACAGACGUGGAACAACGUUGCGGCUUGGUGGAAGAAGAACGGGCAAAAACAGUUUGGUCCAGCUCUUGAAGGAUUCGUACUUGGAGUCAAGAUGGUUUUCCAAGUCGUUGCUGAUGCUCUUCGCAGUGUUGGAGCUCUAUUAGUCCAUUUCUUCGCUCGCGCCAAGACUUUCUUCGUUGCCUUCGCCGAUGGUGGAUUCAAUGCUGCAAUGAACACUUUGAACCACUAGAACCCACACAUUUCAUGAUCAAGUCUCAAUUCUUUGUUCUGAAAGUGUUGUUUAUUCUCCUCUCCUCUCUCUCCUCCUGCCCACUACGGUUAUCGUCCCUUCAAAAAAUCGAUAAAUUUACUCGUAGUUAUCCACGUUUCCUCGAAUUUAGUUGAUUUUUGUAGAUCAUUUUUCUCUAAAAAUCGAAUCCCCCGCCCCGCCCCCGCCUCCACCUUUCCAAUAUAUUUUAUUUAUUUUCACUACGUCUUCUUACUGGUGUUUUUCCGUUUUUUUUGUUGUAGUUGCGGUUUGUUUCGGAUCGCACACAAUUUGUUUCCUCAGUAUUUCAUUUAAUUUAUAUAUGAAAAUAAUUAUAUUCACUGGUUUU
Molecule: messenger RNA, 1726 nt
Organism: Caenorhabditis elegans
Lineage: Eukaryota; Metazoa; Nematoda; Chromadorea; Rhabditida; Rhabditidae
Gene: F56A8.3
Product: Disease resistance R13L4/SHOC-2-like LRR domain-containing protein
Source: RefSeq, marked reviewed